GAACUUGAUGGUUGAAUGAAAAGCAAUAUUUUUGUGUUUUUUGUUGAUACAAUCAAGUUAUUUAUUUUGUUUUUCAGAGUGGUCAUGUUUAUAAUUGCAACUAAGUUGUUUUUCAUAGCCCGUUAAAUGAGAAAUGCCUGAACAAGAUAAAAGGGAUUUCGAAGAGAGGUAUAACGCGUGUUUUGUGGACUUUGGACUUAAAAUAAUGACAGGACUUAUAAUCGGCAGCAUGUUGGGCGGGUUCUUCCUGCGUGGAUACAGGAAGUGGCCGAUGUACAUCGGCGCUGGACUCGGCGUUGGCAUGGCAUACAGCAACUGUGAAAACAGCCUGAACAACUUUCUGCUGGCUAUGGAUCCAAAAAUCUGUGUCAUAAAAAAGCAGCCGUGAUGCAACCUACUUGUUAAUAAUUUUGUCAUGUGUUUCGAAAAUUUUGAGUUAAUUUUGUUAAUAUUAUUGCAGAAAUAAAAUCUUUAAAAGUU
Molecule: messenger RNA, 480 nt
Organism: Pararge aegeria (speckled wood butterfly)
Lineage: Eukaryota; Metazoa; Arthropoda; Insecta; Lepidoptera; Nymphalidae
Product: MICOS complex subunit Mic10-like
Exons: 3
Coding region: 134-388 (84 amino acids)
Cellular component (GO): mitochondrial inner membrane; MICOS complex; mitochondrion
Source: RefSeq, a predicted model, not a curated record